AUGGCGCCGCCCAAGAAAGAUUCGGCGCGGCCUCAGCCAGCAUUCCGGGACCUCGAUUACAACCUCAUCGACGCUUCUACCAUCGAACAAGCUGUUGGUGGCAUCGGAAGUCAGCCGAAUCCGCCCCGCAAUCAGAACGUCGUCGCUGUUCCUAGAAGAAUAACAGCAAACCCACGCACUAAGAGUAUUCAGCGCCUUCAACUUCGCUUUCCUCCGCCGCCUCAGCAGCUCCUGUCCUUGCGGCAACAGGUGUUGUAUCACAUACGCCAACGUCUAAAGAGUAUCCAAGUUGACACUUCACACCUCCCGGACAUUGUCUUCGCUUGGGCGCUGCCAAAGUUGAAUGCCUCAGCUAAAGACUGGAAUCAGCUUCUUCUUCGACCUUUGACUGUCAGCUCGGAGCAACUUUGCACUAUGUUCAAGCUACGAAAGUCAGCGGCAAACUAUGAUCUACCUGCGGAUACGACUAUCUUCUACGUCCGAGUUUUCACGUUUGGGGUUGGCGAACUUCUGGAUGUCAUACAAGCCUUGAUCGACGAGAGAAUGGGUACUCAGACCAAAGGCUACAUGCUUUUUGAGGAGACUGCUCAUCUAAAAGAUGGAGAUAAGGUCUAUGUCAAGUACUGCGGAACAUCCUCUACGUACAGCGGACACAAGAGGCAUGAGCAAGAUCUGUACACACCACGGCAAACAUUCGUCUCCAUGUUUCUUCAGAAGGCUUUAGAACUCUAUCCCGAGGUCGUCGACAGCUGCGAAGUCUACGAGUUUGUUGAGGCCGAAAUUGUGGUUCCCGCGAAGAGCGAUGAGAUUGCUGAUGUUCGAGAGCAAAGCCUCAUUGCACUCUUCGGCCUACCCACCCUUCUCAACACUUCUUACGGUGGUAUUGGCCCUCAUGUCAGAUUCCAGGACCUGGAUAAUGACCAAUUCAUCUCCCUUCGCACCUCGCUGUUCCCGAAGCUUAGCCACUAUUCAGAAGUGAUUCAGCAAUACGCAAAUCAGCAUCCCAACUCCACUGGUGCCGGCCGUUAUCCGAUCAAUGAAGACGUCCGCAAAGCCAUUGUCGAUUCUGCGAGCGCCCGGUUCGUCAAGGACCAAAAUUACACUCUGAUGCUGACCGUCGGGUCCGAUUUUCCGCUCAACAUGCGCGAAAGUUUGCAGCCUUGGUGGAACGGCGGCUUCGCAGCGGCGGAUGUCACGAUUGAGGUGCUCAACAAUUUUGUCCGAUGUGAGCUCGGCCAUGGCACCGACUUCAACUAUGUCAAGUCCAUGGUUGACAUGUGUGCGCUUCCUUUUGUUAAUCUCUUUCCGUGGACGAAAAAGACCAUGGAGGACUUGAAAGAAGCGCUGCAGAUGCUGCGACAGUAUCUUCAGAUCUCCCGACCGCUCAUCGUUCUCACAUUCUCGAACCUGGUCUCUAGUGCCGCCUGUACCAACUUUCAGCACGGAACGGGGUACUCGGUGCCCAACAUAACUCAGGCUGCAGGAAUACCUGUGAUGGGCAAGUAUGAUGAGAAGAUGGACGUUGCUGCCGAUGAAAACUGCUGUGUCAUUGUUCCCUGCAUGCACCCUGGCGUGCUGCGCUACAGCACCUCGACAGAGGAUGUGAUCAUGCGGCUCCUGACCAAAGCUCUGAGCAUAGCCUGGGUUGCUAUGGACGGAGCUGUUGGGCUGAUUCCAAACUCCACGACGAAGAAAGCCCUGUGUCAAGAUGUUAUCAAUCAUGUCAGAGCCAAGACAGGCCCGGAGACCGAGUUUGGCAAGGAGUUCAAGUCGCUCAAGGAGCAAUAUCUACAGCACCACCAAGAUGUCUACAAGCUUAACAAAGGUCAACUUGGCAAAUUUCGAAAGACGGGUGACAAGAAAACGCAAGAAGCGAUUGCGCGCGUGCAGAAGAGUUCGGUCAAAGUCGCACCCGCCGAUGUCAUCAAGCGAACUGCCGAGCUCGCCACAGGUGAGCCCGAGGCGGAGGAUGAAUCUGUGAGACGUGUACUUGAUCAUGGUGAGGUGCUCGUGAUACAGACCGCCCGCGUCCGUUGGAGGCGAGCAUUACAGCAACUCUACAUCGUGACCGACUGUGGAUGCGCGUAUGGCCAGCCAAAUCCCAAGGAGCGCAAGGUGCAAGUAGACUCGAUUGCGGCCAUCGGGUUGGAUCAUCUGAUGGUUGAUGACUUGGAGACCACCAAGCAGCGCUUCCUGAACACGGCGCGUGGCCAGCUUUUUUUCUUCGAAGCCAACUCACUCGACGCACAGCUUUCAACCAUCCCCGACCUGCUAGCUGUUUUCCUCUCGAAGCACGACCCAGCGACAAAUGAACCAGUUCUCGUUGAUAACGCCGAUUGGCGCCGGAACAAAUUGUUGUGCCAGAUCGCCUCUGCCGACAUGCAGCAGUGGAUUUUGGACACCUUUGUGAACCAGGGUCGGCGCUCUACAACCACUUUCGAGCAAAACGUUCUCAGCCUUCCAGACAAGAUGCAAGUGCUUCUGGCAGAGAAAGACCCUUCUCUGGCUUAUCGCUUCCGCUUGCAGCGUCAAAAAGAGGGCAAAGAUGUUUCUGUCUUCGAACAGAAUGGCCAAGAGGUCAUCAUUCGGCCUGGCCGUAACGUCCAACACAAAGCCUCACUCAACAUUCGCUGGGCAAUCGAGGACCUGGAUUACGAGAUACAGGACCUGCCACUUCCAGCGGGAUGUUCACCGUUGACUGUGGGGGAGCCGCGACACCUUUUCUUUGUCCCUCAAGGCCUUGACAUUAGAGAUGGAGCGGGACGCUCGUUGGGUGUUUCUGGCGAUCGGGCUGUGACCCUGCCCUUACAGCAUCUCAUUGCAGCUCUAGCGGAUAACCCGAUGGCUGAUGAAUUCUUGGAGCUCUGGUCAGCAGUUACUGGUCUCAGCGCUGACGAUGUUCUUUACGCCGACAUACAGCCGAUGGAGACCUUGUCCGUCUCCUGCUUGCCACCUGAAGCUUUCAAUACACGACAGCUGCCGUUCGAAACCAAACAUGGUUUGAGCAUCGAAAAGCGUGUCGCGGAGCUAAACAAGAGCCUGCCAUUCCAGCCAGGUGACGCUGCGUGGCUCGUCAAUGAGUUCCUUGAGCAUUACAUCCCCCAGGAAGGCGUGAUCGAUUGCGGUUCACGAGACCACUUUCCCGAUUCCGACCCCGUCUGGGCACACCUGACCGCUUUCCUGCAGAAUCCUCGAUACAAGAAUCACCCCCACCUCCGCAACAUGGUCGCGACGACGGCUGCUGCCACAGGCGAGGGGCGUGGGUUGAACAACGAGACUACCAAGGUUGUCGCAAAUCUUACUGUCGUUGUGCGUGUCUUACGAAGCUCAGUCGAGGUCAAAAAGGCUCAGAGCUCGGUGGGACAGCGGAAGAGGAAGACUAUGCUACACAUUGGGGCCGCUCGAUCGCACGGCGCGGUGAUCAAACUCGACGCUGCGCCAGAUACAGUCCCGCUCCUAGGCGACCAGGCAGAGUUUGUGGACGAGGAUGAUGAUGAGAAUGACGAGGGCGCGGCUGAUCAGGGCACUUUGUUGGCAGAAGGGAGGCGUGGGAAGCGACGAGCUGUGUCUGACGAUGAAGAAGAGGAUGACCACGAGGCUCAGCUCGCGCGGGCGAAGCGUGGAAAGCGGCGAGCAUGA
Cyphellophora europaea CBS 101466 is the source of this 3639-nucleotide messenger RNA. RefSeq lists its product as uncharacterized. Lineage: Eukaryota; Fungi; Ascomycota; Eurotiomycetes; Chaetothyriales; Cyphellophoraceae. Bases 1 to 3639 code for a protein of 1212 amino acids. The transcript is spliced from 3 exons. The record is from RefSeq and is a predicted model, not a curated record.